Lepidothrix coronata (blue-crowned manakin) is the source of this 207-nucleotide messenger RNA. RefSeq names its product phorbol-12-myristate-13-acetate-induced protein 1 (gene PMAIP1). Lineage: Eukaryota; Metazoa; Chordata; Aves; Passeriformes; Pipridae. The transcript has 2 exons. Gene Ontology annotation, biological process: apoptotic process; DNA damage response; release of cytochrome c from mitochondria. The coding region runs from base 1 to 207 and encodes 68 amino acids. The record is from RefSeq and is a predicted model, not a curated record.
AUGCUGCCUGGCAAGACCCUGCGCAAAGCCACGCCACCAGCCUCUCCUGCAGGGCGGGAGGCGGCGGCGGCCGAGUGCGCCCGGGAGCUGAUCCGCAUCGGCGACAGGUGGGACCUGCGGCAGAGGAUCCUGAACCUGCUCAGCAAGCUGUUCUGCCCGGAGAUUUGGGCUGCCCGCGGACAUGGCGCGCGGAACGGCAGGGGAUGA